GCGGCGGCCAAUGGGCGAACGCGGGGCAGGUGCCCGCUAACUCGCGCCUAGCAGCGCGGCUGCCGAGGCCUGACGGGGCAGUACUGGGAGGAUCGCGGGCGGGGGUCGGUCCUGGCGUGACUUGGAAGGGAGGGAGCCGGGCACAAGCCUCCGGUCGUAGAGGCAGCUCACAGUGGCGCACGCAGACCGCGUUAGCGCCAGUGCCUGAGCCAGAAACUGCCCGCUUGGCCGGAGGGGCCGAAGCUCCAGGCUGUGCGCGGUGGCCGGACUCCGUGCUAGCUCGCUCGCACACCCCUCGCCGCUCCGCUCCUGGCUCGCCGGCGGGGGCCGAGCCCAGGCAGGCGGGCGGGGGAGGUGAGGGGUGCGGGUGUAUGUGCAUGUGCCUGGCUGGGUGCACACCCCGCAAGGCGGCAGCGCCAGGACACGGAGCGCUCCCCAGAGCCCCGCUGCCUCUCACGGCUCCGGCGGCCGCGACCAUGUUCCAGCCCGCGGCUAAGCGGGGUUUUACCAUAGAAUCCUUGGUGGCCAAGGACGGUGGCACCGGCGGGGGCACUGGAGGCGGGGGCGCGGGCUCCCAUCCCCUGGCGACGGCCGCUUCAGAGGAACCACUCCGGCCCACAGCGCUCAACUAUCCUCACCCCAGCGCGGCCGAGGCGGCCUUCGUGAGCGGUUUCCCCGCCGCAGCCGCCGCGGGCGCCGGUCGCUCGCUCUACGGAGGGCCGGAGCUCGUGUUUCCCGAGGCCAUGAACCACCCCGCGCUGACCGUGCACCCAGCGCACCAGCUGGGCGCCUCCCCGUUGCAGCCCCCGCACUCCUUCUUCGGCGCCCAGCACCGGGACCCUCUCCACUUCUACCCCUGGGUCCUGCGGAACCGCUUCUUCGGCCACCGCUUCCAGGCGAGCGACGUGCCCCAGGAUGGGCUGCUUCUGCACGGCCCCUUCGCGCGCAAGCCCAAGCGGAUCCGCACGGCCUUCUCGCCCUCGCAGCUGCUGCGGCUGGAGCGCGCCUUCGAGAAGAACCACUACGUGGUGGGCGCCGAGCGGAAGCAGCUGGCCGGCAGCCUCAGCCUCUCCGAGACGCAGGUGAAGGUGUGGUUCCAGAACCGGAGGACAAAAUACAAACGACAGAAGCUGGAGGAGGAAGGGCCUGAGUCCGAGCAGAAGAAGAAGGGUUCCCACCACAUCAACCGGUGGCGCAUUGCCACGAAGCAGGCCAACGGGGAGGACAUCGAUGUCACCUCUAAUGACUAAGGGAGCACCCACGAACCCAUGAGGGCAGAGUGCUGCUUGCUGCUGGCCAGGCCCCUGGGGGGCCCAAGCUGGACUCUGGCCACUCCCUGGCCAGGCUUCAGGGAGGCCUCGAGUCACGGCCCCACAAGGCUUGGAGUCUGGGGCCAUCACAGACAGAGGGACAAGAAAUGGGCUGGCUGAAGCCUGGGACUGCUCAGCCUUCUCCUGGGAGAGCCUGCCUGCCUGGUGGGCCGCCUGUCACCGCAGCCCCCGCUGCUCUCCAUUUCUCUUAUCUCCUUUUUGUUUUGAUGUAUUUCUGUUUUAAUUUAUUUUCCAGGCACCUGCUAUAGUUCUUAGUGAUCCCCUUGUGUCUCCCUUCCCUAUGGGAAUAAUAAAAAAGUCUCUCUCUAAUGA
Messenger RNA from Marmota flaviventris (yellow-bellied marmot), 1643 nucleotides. RefSeq names its product empty spiracles homeobox 1 (gene Emx1). Lineage: Eukaryota; Metazoa; Chordata; Mammalia; Rodentia; Sciuridae. Gene Ontology annotation, cellular component: nucleus. Gene Ontology annotation, biological process: regulation of transcription by RNA polymerase II; neuron differentiation; brain development. The record is from RefSeq and is a predicted model, not a curated record. Gene Ontology annotation, molecular function: DNA-binding transcription factor activity, RNA polymerase II-specific; RNA polymerase II cis-regulatory region sequence-specific DNA binding.